Molecule: messenger RNA, 1731 nt
Organism: Mytilus trossulus (common blue mussel)
Lineage: Eukaryota; Metazoa; Mollusca; Bivalvia; Mytilida; Mytilidae
Product: serine/threonine-protein kinase Chk2-like
Exons: 16
Coding region: 69-1508 (479 amino acids)
Biological process (GO): protein phosphorylation
Molecular function (GO): protein binding; ATP binding; protein kinase activity
Source: RefSeq, a predicted model, not a curated record
UGAUUUAGAUGAUGCGCAUGUGUGUUGCCGGCCCGCUUGUGCAACUGUAAACAGAAAAUUUUAAGACGAUGGAUAAUAUGCAAACAGUCCCUUCGGAUUUCAUUGAUGGAGUUGACAGCGAAGAAAAUGAAGACAAUGAAGAAGUGUGGGGGAGAAUGUUUCCACUUGGAUCAAGUUUUAUUGCAGUCGAUUUAACAAAAGAGGAAUACUGCUUUGGACGUGGAGAAAACUGUGAUAUUCCUUUUAACACGGCAAAUGCUAAGAAACACCAGUGUUUCCAGGCCUACAGUAAAGUACAUUUCAAACUGAUUCGGAAAAAAACCAGUACUGGUGUUCAUGUAUUCUUGGAAGAUUCCAGCAGUAAUGGUACUUUUGUGAAUGGGGAAAAAGUUGGUAAAGGGAACAAGCAGGUUUUAUCCAAUAAUGAUGAAAUAGCUCUGGCAUUGAAAAAUAAUAAAGCAUUCAUGUAUCUUGAUCUGAGUAUCGAUGAAGAAGCUGGACUUCCUGAUCAAAUUAAAGAAAAAUAUACAUUAACAAAAACAUUAGGCAGGGGUGCAUGUGGAGAGGUCAAGUUAGCAUUUAAAAAAGGAACAUGUGAAAAGUUUGCAGUAAAAAUUAUAUCAAAGAAAAAGUUUUCCAUUGGUGGCAAACAUCAAGUUAAUCUAAGUAAUCAAGUUAUGACAGAGGUAAAAAUACUGAAAGCAUUACGACAUCCAUGUAUAAUUGGUAUAGAAGACGUUAUUGACCUACCAGAUGUUUUAUAUAUAGUUUUAGAAUUAGUAGAAGGCGGUGAAUUAUUUGAUAAAGUUGUUAGUAUAGGGCAGUAUGAUGAACCGACGGCUAAAUUAUUAUUUUAUCAGAUUAUUCAUGCUGUAAAGUAUUUACAUGAUCAAGGAAUUACCCAUAGAGAUUUAAAGCCAGAGAACAUAUUACUUGCCACAGAUGCCAAUGAAACAUUGAUCAAGGUUACAGAUUUUGGUUUAUCAAAGUUUGUUGAUGCAGGGUCCAUCAUGAAGACAUUUUGUGGAACACCAACAUAUCUAGCUCCAGAAAUUCUUAUCACAGCUGGAAGUGGGCAGUACACGAAGGCUAUAGACUGUUGGAGCUUAGGAGUUAUAUUAUUUAUAUGUAUAUCAGGGUACCCUCCAUUUUCUGAUGAAAGAAAGGAUAUGGAUUUACCAAAACAGAUUCUCGGUGGACAUUUUACAUUCCCUAAACAGUACUGGAGCAAUAUAUCAGAAGAUGCAAUUGAUCUUAUUAAGAAACUAAUGACUGUAGAUGUGAAGAAAAGAAUUGUCUUAAGUGAUGCAAUAAAUCACCCAUGGUUCAAGGAUGAAGACAUGUUGAGUAAAGCCAGAGAUUUAAUGUAUCCUGAUUCUGAUGGAAUGAUUCCUCCUAUAGGCACUCCUGGUCAGAAAAAGCGUGGUCUAGAGGAAGCAGAGGAACCUUGCCCAAAAAGAACAAUAUCCACAGAAACAAUCACACCCCCAGAAACACCCACUCCAUGAACAACCAAUGAAAUCUUCAAAUAGUGCUGACUGACAUCAUUAACUAUGAAGCCAAGAUACAGUUGUGUAAAUUAAGUCCACUCAUUUGAGAUCAGUUUGAUAUUAUGGUGGAACAAAAUACUGAACAAAAGUCCACUCAGUAGACUGUACUUAUAAAUAUUAUGUUUCUUUAAAGAUUCUUCAGGGGAGACAACUUUCCAUGAAUUAAACUUGAAUGAUUUAA